UAUUAAUAUUUGUUGGGGCUUUCGUAAGACUGUGACUUCAGUGCAUUUGACAAUGAGUGGAAAAAGGAAGGGCGUUUGGACAGGGCAGAGCCAGGAGACAGUUCGUGGCCGCGUCGGGCAGGGCAGGUCUAGGGUGUGCGAGCCAGAUCCUAUCCCGAGUCCGCCUUCCUGACCGUGAGGACGUGGGACCUGCCUACCGCGGAAACAGCCGGCUCGGGAGCCUUAUUUGGCAAACAGGACUAGGCGUGAACCUCUGCUUGGAAAGCUGUCUCGUCUGCUUUCGUCCUGUGCCUGUGGCUUGAGUUCGAAAGCCCUACCCCCCCAUUAUAUCUCAGUUUGGGGAAAAGGAGAAUCUCAAGAUCCUGCUCUUUAAUUUCAGACCUUUCUGGCCGCUCGGAAUUCUCCUUUCCCCCUUCCCACUCGCCGGAGAAGCCGGGAUCCAAGUGUGAGAAAUACGAAGCUUCCUUCCCAAGUACUAGGGCGAGGACAUUGUUUAGACUUUUACUAAAAAGAAACUCCCGAAACUGUUCAGAAGUUCCAACAUUUUCUUCGUCUUUGAAAGCAGAAUAGAGUGCUCGUAAUUUGCUGCCGGCUUAGUAUUUUAGGAGGAGUUUGGGCACUAGUAACCAGACGCAGGAAACCUGGAAAAGGCCAAUAAUAUAUCCCAUUGCUAAGGGAUCGGAAUGUUGUAACGCAAAUGAAGCUAACAGAGGGAGAAGACUAGGCAUUAAAUGACACUGGUUCUAUAUAUACUGUGGCCAGUGCUAGAAAUUUUAACAAAUGGAAGAAGUCAGGAUGGAAACUCCCAAGUAAAGGGAAGUUGCAUGCGCAUAGUUAGUUUCUUUCAUUUUUGGGAUUGAACUUUGAGCCAUUAGAGCCAUGAGCAACUACAGUGUAUCCUUGGUUGGCCCAGCUCCUUGGGGUUUCCGGCUGCAAGGUGGCAAGGAUUUCAACAUGCCUCUGACAAUCUCUAAUCUAAAAGAUGGCGGCAAAGCAUCCCAGGCAAAUGUAAGAAUAGGCGAUGUGGUUCUCACCAUUGAUGGAAUAAGUGCACAUGGAAUGACUCAUCUAGAAGCCCAGAACAAGAUUAAGGGUUGUACAGGCUCUUUGAAUAUGACUCUGCAAAGGGCCUCUGCCACACCCAAGCCUGAGCCAGUUCCUGUUCAAAAGGGAGAACCUAAAGAAGUAGUUAAACCUGUGCCCAUUCCAUCUCCUGCUGUGUCCAAAGCCACUUCCACAACCAACACGGCCUACAAUAAGGCACCGCGACCCUUUGGUUCCGUGUCUUCACCAAAAGCCACAUCCAUCCCAUCACCAUCGUCUGCCUUCACCCCACCCCACGCGACCACUUCAUCACACGCUUCCCCUCCACCCGUGGCUGCUGUCACUCCUCCCUCAUUCGCUGCAUCUGGACUGCAUGCUAAUGCCAAUCUUAGUGCUGACCAGCAUUCGUCUGCACUGAGCGCUGGUAAACCUGCAGUUAAUGUCCCACGGCAGCCCACAGUCACCAGCGUGUGUUCCGAGACUGCUCAGGAGCUAGCAGAGGGGCAGAGAAGAGGAUCCCAGGGUGACAGUAAACAGCAAAAUGGCCCACCAAGAAAACAUAUUGUGGAGCGCAAUACGGAGUUUUAUCACAUACCGACUCACAGUGAUGCCAGCAAGAAAAGACUGAUUGAGGACACUGAAGAUUGGCGUCCAAGGACUGGCACGACUCAGUCUCGUUCUUUCCGAAUCCUCGCCCAGAUCACUGGGACUGAACAUCUGAAAGAAUCAGAAACUGAAAAUACAAAGAAGGCAAACAGCACCCAGGAGACUUCUCAGCAGUUGGCCCCAUCAGUAGCUUCAGCUCGGAGCAUGCCUGAGAAACAAGAGAGCCCAGCAGCCACCAGACCGGGGGUGGCAGGUCUCAGAACUGCGGCUGCCUUCAAGCCGCCAGGACCCACCAACGUUAUCAAGUCACCAAGCUGGCAACAGCCAAACCAAGCAGCACUUUCCAGUGGAAGAAUCUCAAGCAGUGCAACUUCGUCAGGAGCAGUGGCACCAGCCACCUCAGCUAGGGGACAGCCCCAGCCACAUGACCAGGACACUUUAGUGCAAAGAGCUGAGCACAUUCCUGCAGGGAAACGAACUCCAAUGUGUGCCCACUGUAACCAGGUCAUCAGGGGACCAUUCUUAGUGGCACUGGGGAAAUCUUGGCACCCAGAAGAAUUUAACUGUGCUCACUGCAAAAAUACAAUGGCCUACAUUGGAUUUGUAGAGGAAAAGGGAGCCCUGUAUUGUGAGCUGUGCUAUGAGAAAUUCUUUGCUCCUGAAUGUGGUCGAUGCCAAAGGAAGAUCCUUGGAGAAGUCAUCAAUGCUUUGAAACAAACUUGGCACGUUUCCUGUUUUGUAUGUGUGGCCUGUGGAAAACCCAUUCGUAAUAAUGUUUUUCAUUUGGAGGAUGGUGAACCAUACUGUGAGACUGAUUAUUAUGCCCUUUUUGGUACCAUAUGCCGUGGAUGUGAAUUUCCCAUAGAGGCCGGAGACAUGUUCCUGGAAGCCCUGGGCUCUACCUGGCAUGACACUUGCUUUGUAUGCUCAGUAUGUUGCGAAAGUUUGGAAGGUCAGACCUUUUUCUCCAAGAAGGACAAGCCACUUUGCAAGAAACAUGCUCAUUCUCUGAAUUUUUGAAAGUCAACAGUUCAGGAGAGGAGAAGAAAUUUUAAGAGAAAGAGGAAAAUUAGAAUUACGAUUAAUUUUUAGAUUUAAUAUUUGUAGGAGUUUUGAAAAAUAAUAGUGACCCUGAAGGGAUAAAUUCCAGCUUUAGAAACCAAGUCUAUGAGGAAAUGUUUGGCUUUGUAAAGUAAAGAGACAGUUUGGCAUUUAUAUUUACUUUUUUCCUGUAUUUUCUGCCCAUAAAAUAACUUUUAUAAAAGCCAGUUUCUUGGUUGACUAUUAAAUUCAUCAUAGAAUAAAUUAGUGAAGAAUUAAACUUUAGAAUAAAAACCUUUAACAUUUAGGCUGAGAUAAUUAAACUUUCUUUCCUUGUUAGAUAGUUCUGAGUAAACCUGUAAAAAGCAAUGAAAAUCUCCUUGCACUGUCAAUAAGUAAAAUGUAUUUUUUCAAAAAUAGUGCUUAUCUUUAAAAGAGGAAAUAGGAGUUGAAACAGAAUUUUAUCAGUAGUAUGUGUCACUUUUUUAAAAAAAAACUGUAUGUACUUUUUUUGUCUUCUAGCUGAUCAUUCCAGUAGGAAAGACCAAUGAUUUUUUAUCAAAAUGUGCCAUGCCAAUAGGAGGUGUUGUGUUUCUCUUUCAUCUUCCCCCCUCCAAAAAGCCACCACAUAGUUUAUAAAUUUCAAAAUUUUCACCUUUGAUUAAAAUAUGGCCAUUUCUAAUUAUGUAUUCAGUGGUUUAUGACCUAUACUAGUCAAACUCCAUUUUACCCCCUUCCCUCAUGCUGAGGUUAAGAGAGUAAGUAGAAGAGAGUGUGGAUAGGAAUUACGGUAAAUCAGACCAUUGUAUCCAUAAUUUUUAAAAAUCCCCUCCCCUUUCAGACAAGAAAUCCAUUAGAUAGGUUUCAGAUUUGUACUACUGACCAAUAAAGUUUCGAGAAUUCUCUUUGCAGAAUAAUUUUAAUUCUACAUUAGAAAAGUAAAAGAUUGGCUUGGGGAUGUGAUAAAAAUCUAGGAUGUUUUGUUUUGUUUUGUUGCUUUCAGUAGCUCUCUCAAUAUUAGAUGAACCACUUCCAAAUGUGAUCACGAAGUUUGGGAAGCUUUUAUUCCCAAAGGUUGGUAGUAUAGGAGGGAAACAGGAGGAAUUAUCCCGACUGGCUCAUUUGUUGUUUUUUGUAUUUGGGGGGAAAAUUAUGUAGAUAACAGAUUAUGACAUUGGAUAGUUUUUCUCUUUGUUUCCAGAAGGGAUGCAAGCCCACGAUCCCACUAAGGUACAAUAUCAGUUUGUCUGGGGCAAGGUCCUUUUAAAGUUGAGACAGAACCCCAAGCCCUCCCUGCCCCAUAACUCACUAACGACUUUACUUCCAUUGUGUGCGUGUUUGUUAUAGAGGGAGGUUUUAGGCUCUAAUAUUUGUUUAACCUCCCUAAGAACUUUCCAAGGCAUCUGUCCUGAAAGCUGUUAAUUUAUGGCCUAGUAGAUUUAUAUUAUAUACAGAUAAUAGCUAACUGGGAAUAAAAGAAUGAGAAGGGUGACAUGAAGUGGCUUCGCCAGUAGGAACCCCCACCUACCUCCUCGCCCUGCAUCUGUAGGGAGGCAGGAAGUUUUAUUUUUGAAAUAGAAUGCUGGGACUGAAUUGUGCGUUAUUUCUCAUUGCUGCUGAAACCACCUGUAGAGUUCAUGCUGGCUAAUGUGCGUGGUCACAUAUCGGAAUGUCAGUCUCUUUCUUUACACGAUAAAAAAUAAAUUGAUGGUUUUGUUUUGAUGUAGUAGAGAUUUUUUUUUUUUGGUUGUUUAGUUUUGCCUUUAUAGAUUCUGUGCCAAGAUAGUAUUUGAAAAAGUUAAUGGCAUAUAGGUAUUUCCUCUAAAGAAUUUUUUAUUUGACCUGAAUUUCUUACUAAGUUAUCUUACACUAAGGAUAUUUUUAUUCGACUUUUCUUCCUACACACCAUUCAUGAAGCAUAAUUUUGCAUUCCUCUAAAUUUUGUCCCUAAAAGGAUAACAUUGCUUCUUCCUAAUUUAUCAUUUUGUCUUUGUGCUUUGUCCUCUUUUGUGGCAAGGCUUUUUAUCUGUUCUUAAAACAGAUAAUCCUGUGAAAUAAAUACUAAUUAUAACCCAGAAGAAUCUCUGUAUUUUCCAGUGGGGAAUGCCAUAUUUAACACACCAGCAUUAAUCUUUUAAUAACUGGCAGAGCACUUUAUUCUUCUGGUGAGCUCCCUGAAUAUUUAUUUUUCUGAUUAUAAAUAUUCCGGAUCAGUAGCAUUUUUUUUUUUUAAGUAUUACCUCUUUCCUGUAGAGUCUUUACUUGUAGUGUUUCCUGAUGUAUAUUUUGGAAUGCUGUACUUAGUAUCACACAGAUUAACAUUACAGUAUAUGACUCUAAAAUAUGCCCCACUUGUAUUUCCCAGAUUCAGAAACGCUAGUGAUAGGUUCCAAUUCAUAACAUCCAAUUCAUAAACUACCAAGGGCUGAAUGUUGCCCGUGGAGCAGCGGCCGAGAGAGGGCCCCACCGCGGAUGCUCCCAGCACCACACUAUUUCCUGCCGAUUUGGGCUGCAUGUACAGCCGAACACUAAAGCCUGGUCAUUUGGUCACAGUGUUAAGACAGAACUGAGAGUUGAAAUCUUCCAAUUGUUAGUGAAACCUACAGUCAAAAGUCAUCUACAACAAAAAGGUUUUUCAUGGUGCCAUUUUCUUGGGGUAGUAUAUUAGGACCACUUUCUUGGAAGAUAACCUUCCUCUCCCUUGUGCAAGUAUGAAUCUAAUGUUGUAUUAGCGUUUUUGUGAUGUAUAGAGUCUUUUAACCAUCCCUGUUGAAAGGAGAAGCUUUUCAGACAGAAGGGAGGGGAAGACACUGAGUAAUUUUCCACAGGUCAGGUGUGGCGUCAGUUUGUCAUCCUUAUCCUCCAGAUGUUUUAAGGUAUUGGCUUUUGGAAAUAUCAUUUGCCUUUCUGUUAAUCUCUAUUUUCUGUUGCUUUACAUUUUUCAGUUUGUAUAUGUUUGUAUUGUUUUGCUUUUGGCUACAUUUUCUAAUUAAACACCACAUGAGAAAUAUAAUCAGCAUAGUUAUACCUUAAUGUGCACAUAAUCAAUAAAUAAAUGGCCGCAGUGAUGUAAAUAAG
This is a messenger RNA of Hyaena hyaena (striped hyena), 5769 nucleotides long. It is a transcript of the gene PDLIM5, whose product is annotated as PDZ and LIM domain 5. The transcript is spliced from 13 exons. Gene Ontology annotation, biological process: actin cytoskeleton organization; heart development; muscle structure development. The record is from RefSeq and is a predicted model, not a curated record. Gene Ontology annotation, molecular function: actin binding; muscle alpha-actinin binding. Gene Ontology annotation, cellular component: stress fiber; filamentous actin; adherens junction. NCBI's taxonomy places the organism in Eukaryota, Metazoa, Chordata, Mammalia, Carnivora, Hyaenidae. Bases 880 to 2670 code for a protein of 596 amino acids.